GUGAGAUAACCCAAACCAGAUGUCAUUGUGUCACUUAUCAACUAAGUUGAACCCAAAAUACGUUAUGCUUAACUUCAUAACUAUCAUCAAAGCUCAAACAGAACGGCGUCCUCAUGAGAAAAUCCCAAAAAACAAGAAGUUCUAAACAUGCCUAUUUAUGGAAUUCAAAACAGCUUCAACUGAAUUCCUGUUAGCAUCGAUGGACAGAAACUCUCGCAAAAGGUCCUUAGAUGAUGAUGGCGAUGAUGACGAUGACAUAGGAAAUCCUUACGAAGGUGACUUCAUACAGCCUGAAACUCCCAGUGAAGCAGCAAUUUCAAGACGUCAUGCUGCACGUACUAUACAUGCUAGAAGUGGUAGGAGGUCCAUGUUUGUAAGAAAAGAAAUGAGGGGCUUAAAGGCUUACGUCACGGAGUACUGCGCUACUACCACUAUGCAUGGGUUCCGGUAUCUGGCUGAAAGUAGGACAAGCUGUGAGAGGUAUUUCUGGCUGACCCUUCUACUUCUGGCAAUAUGUGUUUGCGGCGUUCUGAUCAGCAGGAUACUCUUGAGGUUCAUGUCGCAUCCGGUCAUCGUGAGUUUUUCUAACAAGGAGUCGCCGAUUAACACUGUGCCCUUCCCAGCUGUCACAAUCUGUCCAAUGACCAAGACCAAGAGAUCCAUCUUCAAUUUUACGCAGGCCAUCUACGACGUAAUGGAUGGAAAAGAUAUCACUGAGGAACAAGAUAACUUGGGAGAAUAUUUGACCCUGCUUUGUCACUACUCAGGGAGGCAUUUCAGAGAGAGCGAUUUAUUGGAUGACGACUUUUUAGAACAACUUGACAACGUGAAGCUCGACAUUUCAGAAUUUGCUGAUAAUUGUUGGUACCUUAACAACUGGCAUGACCGAUGUGAAAAGUUUUUCUGGCCCAUAAUUGUGGACGAAGGCAUUUGUUAUACUUUUAACAUGUUGGAUAAGCAUCAUAUCUUCUUCGACGACGUGGACAUUCGAUAUAUUUUUAGGUUUUUUCCAAAGGAUUUCUUCAAUCCACAAACUCAAUGGAAUUUAUCUUGGACCAUUGAUCAAGGCUAUACGAAUAGAAGUAUUUACGCGUACCCUUAUAGGGCAUACCUACCCGGAUAUGACAACGGUUUGCACAUAGAAUUUCAGCAGUCAUCUAGUGAACUAGACUACUUGUGCUUAGACAGCAUACAAGGAUUCAGCAUUCUAUUGCAUGCGCCUCAUGUGGUCCCUCAAAUGAAGAAACAUCACAUCAAAGUAGCUUUUGGAGACGCCGUGAUAGCUACAGUGCAACCAAAUUUGAUCAAAACUCCAGACGAAGUGAGGAAAUACCAUCCAGACAUACGAGAAUGCUAUUUCACUAAUGAAAAGGUACUGUUGUAUUUCAAACAGUACAGUCCGGAGAACUGUAGAUUGGAAUGUAUUACAAACUACACAUUGGAAAUAUGUGGAUGUGUAAACUUUCACAUGCCGCGAAAUAAAUCAACUCCAAUAUGCGGCCUGGGUAAAUAUUUUUGCAUGAAAAAAGCUGAACGGGACUUGAAGUAUUUAGAACUGCACAACAGUUUGAAUGUUGGAAAAGCUGCAUUUUUCUGCGACUGUAGACCAGCAUGUGUUCAUUUGAAAUAUGAGGCAGAUCAUUCGCAAUCAAAUUGGCAUUACGACCGGUUGUACUUUGCAAAACAGAGAAAAGAGAUGAACACGUCGCUCGUCCACGCAAAGCUGUCAAUUGUCUUCAAAUACGAUUCUUUUCUCACAUCUGAAAGGAACGAGCUGUAUGGGCCUACCGAUUUCUUGGCAAACUUCGGAGGAUUGCUGGGCCUGUUCACUGGAUUUUCACUAUUAUCUCUGAUAGAAAUUAUAUACUUUUUAACUAUCCGGCUAUGGUGUAAUGUGAGACUGUACAAUUUUUGGGCAGGCAAUGUGUAGUGAAAGUAUUUUUAAUCGUCGUAAAGUCAUUGAUAGUCUUAGGAGUUAGUUUUAGGAGUAAUCAUGUUAUAUUUUAUUAUUAUAAUAUAGGAGAUUUUAUAAUA
Molecule: messenger RNA, 2034 nt
Organism: Acanthoscelides obtectus
Lineage: Eukaryota; Metazoa; Arthropoda; Insecta; Coleoptera; Chrysomelidae
Source: the annotation of a GenBank genome assembly